Molecule: messenger RNA, 2725 nt
Organism: Asterias rubens (European starfish)
Lineage: Eukaryota; Metazoa; Echinodermata; Asteroidea; Forcipulatida; Asteriidae
Exons: 4
Coding region: 222-1424 (400 amino acids)
Source: RefSeq, a predicted model, not a curated record
UUAGGGUUCUAUACUGACUAAAGGGAAAAACAACGAAAACAUAAAAAAUACACACAAAAUACGGAAACGAUCGGAAACAUUACCCGCGAAGACAUCGCUUGAAAGUGCAGUAAUCCUAACUGAACUGAAGUACCCUAAAAGAGAUAUAUUAAGUGGAUCAUCUUCACCCUGAUCUUCACGUUAAAAAUCAAACAAGUGUGACGCCAAAAGAUUCAUUUACAAUGGCGCAAUCUCACCCGGACGAGAGCGACGGGAUUUUCCUCGAAGAUGGAGUGUCACCGACGCCGGGGGACGAAGCAGACUUCGCGCUGUCGGUUGUGAAUCUGACACGGUCCUCGGACAUUCCCCUUCGGUAUUUUCUGCCCAAGAUCUUCUCACCGAUGGAGGCGAGCAUGACCCGCAGCUGUCAGCGAAUAUCAGAGAAGUCUCCAAAGUACAGAUUGCUAAAUACUGAAUGGGGAAACAAAUCAUCAUCUUACAGGGACGGCCCUGGUAUCCUGGCAUUAGUUACCGUUGAAAGCCGAUCGUUGGAUCAACAAAGCGUCGCUAAAGUUGAGAGUUAUAUUAAGAAGAUGAUGAAAGGAACGGCGUGCCAAUUGUUGAGGUGGAACCAACAUCAUUUUCUUCUGUUAUUUGAGUCGGCGAAUGAUUACGAGUCUUUUGGAAGGCUCUUCUUGGAGGAGAAAUUGGAUGACUGUGAAGGAUUCCGUGUGACUGCUAUUGAACCAUCCAUCUUGACCAAUCCACCGCGCUGCUUCGUGGAGAUUGAGACGCUCCACGGAACGCAAACUCGUGACGCCCUCAAGUCUUUCAUCUCCUACUUCUCCGGUGCCUUCCAGCAUGCCAGCAUCCUGGAGAUCCAGAGGCUAUUCCCCUUCACUGAAUCCCUGGAAGGUGACGUCCCAAGGCUGGCCCUCACCUUGAUGUUCAGCGGGAAAGCCCAAUCCCGAGCCACUGAAGUCGUCAAGGUACUCUCGGGCGAUCCAUGGGUACCGUUCAGUCUUCCAGAUGCAGUGGCUAGCGAACUCAGCGACGAUACGGCGUACUUCAAACACACCAAGUUGCCGCUCCCACUGUGGGGGGUGAAAACAGGGGCCAACACGUCUGGCGUUCGAGUGACGCUCUUUGUUAAAGACAGCCUGAGCUUUCAAUCAAUGGACUCGUUCUAUAGCAAAGUCACUGGCGUCACCCCGCUACAGCAGAACGGCGACAACACAGCUAAGAGCAGCACGUUCCCACUCUCCCCAAGGUUGGAGUUCUCUCUUGCAUUCUACCAGGGCGUGGUCCCACAAACAAGCCAGAAUCAGCUCCUAUACUUUCAAACAAACGAGUCAGCCAUCGGGGCGGAAAAGCUGGCGGAAGACCAUUGGCAGCUGAAAGACCCCGAAGAUAAUCUUGUGGUGCUUUUUACAACGAUGAAGUAAGACAAGUAUAUUUGUAGCUAGUAAAACUAGAGUUUAUGUGUAGCGGUACUAUUAUUAUAGACUAUUUAAAUAAUGCACCGGUGAAAGCUAUCUAUGAUUUCAUUCACACGGCGAACUCAUUUUCUGUGAUUUUUUUUUAACUAGAAGUCAGUUGAUUGUUUGCCCAAGGCAGGGGGGUAAACCCAAUAUGGGUAUAUCGUCACCUUGAUCAUAACCUCUAUCCCUCAUUAGGUUAUAAAUCAGACAAUGUGAAAGCGUUUUGAAAUGCCUAUGGAAAAUGCUAUACAAAUGUUAUUUAUUAUUAUUAUAAAUGGUCCCUUGAUCAGGAAAUUCAUGGAACACCUUUCGCCAUGCUGACACUUUGAGCCAAAUUUCAUGUCCCAAAAGGUUUGCUUAGGACAGGAAAAAUCUUCCUACAAAUUACCAGCUACAGUGCCAUGUCUUUCUUUUUAAUGUGCUGGUAAUCCGCUUUGAUUCUAUUUUGAUUUGGGGUUAAACAAAGAAAAUUGACUUGAGUGGGACACAAACCAACGACCUCCAGACCAACAUGCCGGCGCUCUACCAACUGAGCUGUCUAGCCCUUUGUUUGGCGGUCUCCUAAUUCUAUUUUGCAAACAAACUUGCUACAUUGUAGGUGAAACUUUCUGCUUGAUGAAAGCGGGCCGCAGAAUUGGUAUAAACGAUUCUGAUAUUGUCCCCGUCUUUGACAGAAGGCCUGUGAAGUUAAUUUGUAUGUAUUUUCACUGUUGCCUUUUAAAGCUGGUUUUAAACCUUGUGCAGCUAUAGAACUCUUAAAGAAUUAUCACCAUACUUUUGAUAUCUCAUUUUUGGUAAUCACUCUGUUGAAAGAAAAAACACAAAAUGAAGUAAGACCAACAUGUAUGUGAAUAUUUACCAGUUUGUGAGCAGCCUGACAUCUGUUAAAAUAAUAUUUGUUCAAAAGUAUUUAAAAGAAUACUUUGGUAUCGAUGACGAGUAAUAUAUUUUAUUGUAGGAAAAUUGUUACAAUUGUAAGUUAGAUUCUAGUGCUUCUUUGUUACCUUUUUUUGAGCAAUCCAACCCCUUCCCAGCCUUACUUCCGCGAAACAAAAUGUUCCCCUCUUUCCUCCUAAAACACAUAAAGAUGUCUUUGUAUCACUUCAAGUUAUUUAUAUAGCAAAUGUUAGAUUAUAUUUAGUCGGGUGAAAGGUAGCUCUUGCAAAAAUUACGACGACAAAUUGUGGUUUACUUUAAUGAAAAAUUGCCUUUCAGAUCAACUACAUGUACGUAUGAACAAAAACAAAUGAUAUUUUUAAAGUAAA